CACACCCCUCCCCCCGGCUACCUAUUUGGAGCCCCCGAUACUUUGUACUUCGUACCCUACUUCGUACCCCCCGUCCCUUUAUGUGAGUCCACCCGAACAGAACAUAUCCCAUCCCGUCCCCAACCCGUCCAAGUGUGCCUGACCGACCCGGCCAUAGAUAUAUCCUCCUCUGCCCUCCCACCUCACACCCCUAGGUGCUUCUUGCUCUCUCUUUUGCUUCACCAAACGAGUAACUCUGCAUUACUCCUCCCUCUGAACAUCUUCUCAACUCCAAGCCCAUACCACCGGCCUGGACACUUACACCAACCUACCUGCUAGUCAGCUGCCACUAUUUGCUGUAGACCAGCUGCACUCUGCACUUGGAGAGUCGACUGAAACCGCCCAGUCUCAGAUUUCCUCGAGGGAGAUCGCGAACUUCACGUCACCGCCAACCAUGUCUCUGGCCGGCCAGACUAUGCCCGCAAGGGAGUCGGUACAUUCCAGCCGAGAGGACCGUGUUACCUCCACCAUGACAGACAAGAAGGAUCAGUCACAAAGGACCUCUUAUAGAGACUCGCUUCCCAACGCACCACGACCAUCCGUCCAAAACGACGACGCCCCGAACGAGAACGAGAACGCAAAGAUGUACGGAGACUACUACGAAGAGAUGACGGGUCCUUCCCCCAAGAAGGCCCAACCCACACAAACAGCACCAGCACUACCAGCCAAGAGCUCAUUGCGAGCUUCCAGACUCCUCGACGGCAUGGCCCUCAAGAUCAUCACAAACCAACCCGCCCAAGCAGCACCCCAAGAAGUCUACCUCUCUUCCGAAGAGGAGGCUUCCUCCUCCGCCGACGAGUUUUCAGACUACGAUUACGAGUCCGAGAGCGCAGAGUCCGCCGACUCCCCCGUCCGCAGAAAGAGCCAAGAGGACACUGCCCGCGUCGUGUCUGUCGUCUUCGCCGGAAAGCCCUCCAUCAUCGACCUCCCCUCAACAAGAAGAUCCGCCUCGCCCGAGUCCAUGGAGUCCAGCAGGCCCCCGAGUCGCUUGGUUAUCUCAUCAACAGCACCCUCACUGCGCAGGAUGUCCACCUCCUCCACCAGCGGCGCCUCCUUCUCUCCCGUCUUCCACCCGCCCAGGUCAAGCAGCAUGAUGAUCACGAGCAGCAUGCUGCCCAAGGAGAAGCCUUCCUUCCUCAGCAUCGACCCCUACGCCAGCAAGCCAUUUGACGAGCGGGCCGAGGAGCAGCAAGCGGAGCCUGAGAAGCUCGAGAGACCCAAGACUCCCACUUCUCAACUAUUCAAGAGGACCCUCAGCAUUGUCCGCAAGCGCAGCCGUCCUCAGCUGAGAGACCUCGCUGCCAACAACUCGUCUCGCGACCGCCUGUCCUCGCCAUCACUGGGACACCUCCCCUUGUCGGCCCACGCAGACAUUAGGGAAGAGCCCGAGCAAAAGGCGCCUUGGUCCGCAGUCAGCUACCACGAUAUCAUGCGUGCGGCCAAGAAGAACGCGCAGAACCAGCCCCCGACCCCAUCCACCCCCGUCGCUCAAGUACAAUCACCUAGCUCACCGGCGGGCAACACCCGGAGCCGAAUCCUCAGCGGCUUCACCAACCGCAGGAAGAGCAUCAAGAUUGGCUAGUCGCCGGUCACACACCAAAAGAAAAAAACUAAAAAACCAAACACAAAAGACACAUUCGACACACAACGGCAGGGCACUUUGCUUCCAUUACUUUUUUUGCAUUCGGGUCGGGACCAUUUGCUUUGCAUGCACGGCGCACGAACGGGGACCGGAACUGGAUCACGGCGUUUCACAUUGACCUUCGGGUUACGGACUUGGGGCUCGGCCAACACUCCUUUCUUCAAUUGGCGCAGGGCAAUCUUCUCUUUUUUUUCAAUAACGACGGAAAGAAUUUCUUUGCGUGUACAAAUGGGGGUCGAAGUAAUGUGUAAAGGAACAGUGGUGGAGGGAGAGGAACCAAAAGCCGCAAGAACAUACAACAAAAGUGUAUGGUCACUGGCAAUGUACCAAAAAUGGGACGGGAAUAGGCACGCCAGAGAGCGAUGGCCUUUUACAACCGGGCAGCCGAAUCGGCCACACCCCCUUCCGCGAGGCUUCGGGGGUGGCGCGGGCUAGUAGACAACCAAUCAAUGAUACCAAAC
Molecule: messenger RNA, 2142 nt
Organism: Colletotrichum scovillei
Lineage: Eukaryota; Fungi; Ascomycota; Sordariomycetes; Glomerellales; Glomerellaceae
Exons: 1
Coding region: 434-1621 (395 amino acids)
Source: RefSeq, a predicted model, not a curated record